Messenger RNA from Punctularia strigosozonata HHB-11173 SS5, 741 nucleotides. RefSeq lists its product as uncharacterized. The transcript has 3 exons. Lineage: Eukaryota; Fungi; Basidiomycota; Agaricomycetes; Corticiales; Punctulariaceae. Bases 1 to 741 code for a protein of 246 amino acids. The record is from RefSeq and is a predicted model, not a curated record.
AUGGGAAGGCAGCCGGAGACGCGUGAACAUUACCGGCUUGUUCUCAAAGAGUCCGGCGUUUCUUUGCGGCACUUCGCCACUCGUAGAGAGCUCCUCAGCGUCUUAAUCGAUGCCGUCGAAGCGCAUAAGCGUAUGUACGGUAUAGAUGUGUUACACCGCGACAUACGCUUCCAUAACAUCAUGAUCUCAACGUUCGAGAAAGAGAAACCGGGAGAGCGGCCAGGUCGCUUGCUCGACUGGGACUACGGCAAAACUCUCACACGGCCUACCACAGACGAUCCGGAAGAGUAUAAGAACCACCAUUCAGGUACAUUACCAUUCAUGUCCGUGCAUCUCCUUCUCGGCGAUGAAUCCACCGAGCACAAGGUACACCACGACUUGGAGUCGUUCUUGUACGUGCUUUGUUGGGCGUGCAUCACGCUCGAAGGCCCGGGUCAAUAUCGACGGUCUUUCGAUAUCAUGAAGAGUCAACUCAAGUUUUGGCUUGUCGGCGACACCGUACAGGGCGUAGCUUACUCCAAGCUUGGGCAUCUGCUGUCUCGCUUUGAUAACUUACUCGCGGACUUCCACCCGUAUUUCGAGCCCUUGAAGGAGACGGUCAGGAACCUUUGGGGCACUUUCCAUAUGAGCCAAUCAUUUGGUCCGGACUAUGUCCCGCCGACAUACGACGAGUUCCUCGCCGUCCUCAAAGUUGGCCGUGAUGCCUUGCCCCUCGUGGACGACCCACCGCCGGAAAACUGA